Messenger RNA from Symbiodinium sp. CCMP2592, 1074 nucleotides. The record is from the annotation of a GenBank genome assembly. Lineage: Eukaryota; Dinophyceae; Suessiales; Symbiodiniaceae.
AUGCAGGUAGACUGGAAUGUUGCGACAUGGGAAGAGGUGUUGAAGCAAAUUGAACCGACGGAGGAUGACAACGCUCGCAUUGAAGCUGCAGUGGCCUCACUGCGAAAUGUUUUGACCAACAACUGGACCCACGCCACGGCAGUGCAGGAAAUUGUUAUUGGUGGUUCCUAUGCCAAAAACACACUACUCCGCGGGCAUCUAGAGGUUGAUGUGGUUGUGUUUCUUGCUGGUGAAUGGACUCGAGAGGACUGUCUCCACUCGUUCCGCCAAAGCAUUGGCCAGAUGUGGAAACUCGGCCAAGACAAUGUUCGGCUUACACGACAUAGUGUGCAGUUUACGCACCCGAGCACAAGGGUCGACGUCGAUCUUCUCUUCACCUUCGCCAUUUCUGCCGACUCUGGCUUGAGAGUGUUCGAUGACCGAAGGCAGUUCCAAACGCAAUGGACGGGCAAGAGGAAGCGCAGCAGACAUCUCAAUGACUUUGACCUACUGCGCGAGACUUCCACGAGUGUCGUUCAAGACCAGGUGCGCCUGGUGCGUCAAGCGCAACCUCGGGUGCGGUCACUUAUCCAGCUCGCCAAAGCUUUGAAGGUUCGGUUCAUGGAUGCUGCUGCUACCUACCUCCCGUCUUACGUGCUGGAAAUCUUGGCACUGGACUAUGUAUCCCAAACCUGUACAGUGGACUUCGAUCAAGGCCUACAGCACAUUUUCGAGCAAUUGCGGGAUCUCGAUACAGAGUUUGUCUUCCACAGAUGUUCUGAGGCGGCACGGAUGGGUAUCAGCAGCAGCGCAGUGGAAGGCUACUGGCGUGGUCGGCGGGAGUGGUCUCAGGGGGCAGUGCUCCCGGAUCCGGUGAACCCUUUACACAACACGGCAACUCUGUUGAAAACAUCUGAGCUUCGUGAGGUGUGCACUGUGCUCCUUGACGAGGUUUGGGGAGAUCAACUGAUGAGGAGCAACUCGUCGGAGAUGGCUCCAGCCUCCCCAGUCGAUUUUGAAGAAGUUGUUUGCCCUCGCGCGGAAAUAGACCGUGUCGGCCUGAUUGCAUCAACCGCAAAACACCAUCAAACCUAG